AUGAGCCAAGUGCAAAAGGUAAAUACUCCGCAAUAUACACUUCCCGGUGGGAUUUAUCUGAUCCAGAGUAUUAUACAGGUCGUGAUCAUCGGGGCUGGACCCGCCGGUAUCCUGGCAGCGCUUCGCCUACAGCGAUUCAACCACAUCUCUCCUAUCAUAUACGAAGUCCGCUCUGAACCCACGACUCUUGGAGGUGCAGUCGGUAUUCCGUCAAACGGCUUGAGACUAUUAUUUAGGCUCGGGCUGUGGGAUGCACUUCGGGAGCGAGGCGCGGAAACUUCCACAUUAUCAGUCCAUGCGAUCAAGGGCCAAGUUAUCGGCAACAUGGACAUGACUUCCUGGAGCCGGGAAAAGACUGGCUUUGGUUAUUUAAGAAUUCGUCGCGUUGAUUUGAUGGAGGUUCUAUAUGAAGAGGCUCGCAAAGCAGGCAUUCCUAUCCACUUCAGCAAGCACUUGACCGGGAUUGAGGAAGACAAUAAGGGUGUCACUGUUACUUUCUCUGAUGGCUCCAGCGACAAAGCAGAUCUUCUUCUAGGCUGUGAUGGUAUCCACUCGAUGGUGCGCAAACUCUACGUCGACCCCAACACAGAGCCUCAAUACUCAGGCAUUUCGAACAUAUACUCUCUGGUUCCUACCUCUGAGCUGCCCAGCGCCGCGGCGUCAAUUGAUGGUCUCAACGUGAUGCUAACGACGGAUGGACUUCUAGCCAUAUCUCCUUGCCGGGCGAGCCGAGAUAUGGUCUACUGGUUCUUCUCGCGCGAGCUUGCCAUUCCUCCUGGCGGUGAUACGCGCGACGGGUGGGAGGAGCGUGGGAAACAGCAGGUGGAGACCAUUAAAUCAAUAGUGCUCGAUCUCAUCAAAGACUCUGAAGGAGAAUGGGGCUUGACUAUUAAGGAAAGUAUCAGACAGACAAAUACACUCCGCUUCUAUCCCGUUUAUCGCCUGCCGACAGGCGGACAAUGGUCGAAAGGGCGGUGCCUGAUUAUCGGGGAUGCAGCUCAUGCAAUGCAGCCACAUGCAAGCCAAGGGGUAUCCAUGGCACUGGAAGACAUAUUCAUGUUGUCGAAUCUCCUGGACUCCAACCUAGGUUCACUAAAUGAGGCCUUCAGAGUAUAUGAGCAAAAGCGACGACAUCGUGUGGAUGAAAUGCACCAGCUCGCGGAGCGUAAUGGAGGAAUAAGAAAGAGAACCCCUCCAUGGCAGCUGUGGUUCAAAGAAAUUGCAACUUCCGGCGUCUUGGGAAUUUACAACCUUUUCGGCCUAGGUAAGUUAGGAUUAGGCCAGAAGCCGUUGGCUUAUGAUGUCGAGGAAGAUACACACUAG
Molecule: messenger RNA, 1323 nt
Organism: Talaromyces rugulosus
Lineage: Eukaryota; Fungi; Ascomycota; Eurotiomycetes; Eurotiales; Trichocomaceae
Exons: 1
Coding region: 1-1323 (440 amino acids)
Molecular function (GO): monooxygenase activity; FAD binding
Source: RefSeq, a predicted model, not a curated record